AUGGUGAAGAUAUUCGUCUCAUCUUCGAAUGUCCCCAUUGGAUAUGUUGUUCCACGUUUUCCUUCUAUAUUCUGGCCCCUAGGAGCUCAGAGCGAUGAAUUUCAUGCCCUGUAUCUCUAUUUUGCCAGAGACAUGUGGAGAUUCACAUUCUAUUGGACGAUAGUGAUGUUUGCGGGCUUUUACUACUUUACAGGGCUUUUAGCAGGGCUAAUAUAUCUCCGUAAUAGGGUGAGGAACUCGAAGCCCUCCUCCAUCAGCGCUUUGAUGCUCGUAGAGUCUGUGGCUAUUGUUUUUAUAUAUACUUCUGUAGGUGUAACGCAGGGAGUAAUAGUGGGUGCAAUUGUAGGCUUGCUCCUCCUGUCGGUUUAUAAGGCUGGAUCGCUAUACAUGAGUAGCUGGAUCCCAUUUGUGUGGUCCAUUGCGGGGAUUUUGUUCAAUGUUGGUAGUAGUUACCUGUUGAGUCUGGUGGUAUUGUGA
Dujonia railenensis is the source of this 477-nucleotide messenger RNA. NCBI's taxonomy places the organism in Eukaryota, Fungi, Ascomycota, Pichiomycetes, Serinales, Debaryomycetaceae. The record is from the annotation of a GenBank genome assembly.